Messenger RNA from Marmota flaviventris (yellow-bellied marmot), 2091 nucleotides. RefSeq names its product WD repeat domain 93 (gene Wdr93). Gene Ontology annotation, cellular component: respiratory chain complex I. Gene Ontology annotation, biological process: electron transport chain. The record is from RefSeq and is a predicted model, not a curated record. NCBI's taxonomy places the organism in Eukaryota, Metazoa, Chordata, Mammalia, Rodentia, Sciuridae. Gene Ontology annotation, molecular function: protein binding.
AUGAUGUCUACCAAGAGAAGUCAGACCCAGAAGAUGAGGCUGCCUACAUUUACUCAAAAGGUACCACUGGAGGUGCCAUCCCCAACAGAGAAGGACUGGUCUAAGGAUAACAUAGAGGAUUAUGUCAUCAAGGACCUAGAUCAGGGGGUGGAUUCCCUGCCUCAGCCUUAUCGAAUGAUCAAUAAGCUGGUGAAUCUUGUGUUUGACUUGGCAUGGGAACUUAUUGAAGAGAGGGAUACCUUGAAGGAAUCUGAGAGCGAUUGCAUCCAGCUCACUAUCUACCCUCCACUGACAGAAGUCCAGCUAAACAAAAUGCCCAAUUGUAUGGCUAUUUCCCAAGACUAUGUAUUUAUUGGAGUAGGCAAAGGAUUCUUCAUCUAUAAUCUGUACAACACUAAACGGAUAUGUACUUGGGAGAAACUUAAGGUUGAUGUCACCUCCAUCUGGGCCACAGAUUUAGGAAAUGAAAUACUGAUUGCUCUCCUGGAUGAAAUGGGUAUCAUUAGACUGUUUUACUUUUAUAAGGAUAGCCUUUUCCUAAUCAAAGCCAUCAAUGAAGUGGAGGAUACCAGCAAGCAUAACACCUGUGUAAAGAUGGCGAUCUCUCAGGGUGGGGACUUUGCAGCCUUCCUCCUACAAGGAGUUGGAGAUGUUUGGCUGGAUGUGUAUAAGUUGCCCAAGGAGUCUUGGCUCAAGGAAGUGGAGCAUCCCCAAGUCACUUCAAAUGCAAAGAAAAAAGCCAGACAGACACAACUGAACUCUGUCGAUCCCACUCCUGUAGAUAACUUAGAAAUGGAUAUGAACAUUUAUUUUAGAGGUGAUAUUAAGUUGAGUUUUCCAGUUCCCAUAAUGAAGAUCAAACCACCUAAACCUAUAACAGGCACGACAUUUAAAAGUCCUCUAGAAGUCUUUGCAAAGAUAGAAGACUGCUAUGGGCUGGGCUCUGGGCAGAAUCACUUCAUCAAGGAGAGUCAGUGGGAACACCAAGCAGAGAUCUUCUACACCUCCUACAGGAAGUUCCUGGAUGGGGAAUGGGAGGAGGAGCCACUCAGUUCGGCCACAUUCCACUUCCUCCUUCCCAGCUGCCUCACUGCAAUGCCAGCAGAAGUCAGGAGCCCCUCAGGAGUAGCCUGCAUCCUUGGCAUACACUGGACCAGAAGUCACAACUUCUUCCUCUAUUCACUCAACCGAACUCUGAAGGAUAAAGCUGACCCUGAGGGUGUGUGGCCCUGUGCUGCGCCCAUUGUUGUCUCUCAGCUCAGCUGCUGCUCCUCCUACCUGGUGCUGGCCUGUGAGGAUGGUGUGCUCACCCUGUGGGACCUGGCUGAAGGAUUCCCCCUUGGGGUCGUUGCUCUUCCUGAAGGAUGUACCUGCCAAAGUCUUCACUUCCUAAAAUACUUCUUGAUCCACAAAGGACAGAAAAUGUUUCCUGAGGGACCAGUGAAAUCCCAGAUGAAAUGUGUGGUGCUGUGCACAGAUGCUUCCCUCUAUCUGGUGGAGGCCAGUGGGACCCAAGAACCUACCAUCAGUAUGCUUGUUGAGAGGCCCACAAAGCAUAUAGAUAAAGCCAUCUGUGCAGUGGCCCCAGUCCCAACCUUACCUGGCAUGGUGCUGAUCUUUUCCAAGAAUGGCUCUGUGAACCUCAUGGAUGUGACCAAGGCUGAAGUCAUCUGUGCCUUUGCUCCCCCAAGAUCCUACCAUCUGGAGGUGCCCUGGGAGCCGUUAUUUGUUGUGUCUUCACACCAUCCAUGUUUCCUGCUCCACGGGGGCUGUCCAGCUGAAACUGAAGCCACCACAGAUAAUGCCAAUGACCCUUGGAAUUCUGUAUUCUAUUUCAAUUUUGAGACCUAUCCACUCCUGGAAAACAUCUCCAAAAACUGCACCAUUCCUCUGAAGGACUUGGUAGAUGACAAGGUGUUCUCCCGCGUGCUGCCAUUGGAGGAAAGAUGCCAGCGUUUCCUCCAGAAGAGCUUCCAGACACUGAAGAAGAACCAGAUGAAAGGACACGAUCACUGGGCCCGACUUCGGAAGUACUCCUUGAUUCUCCAGAAAGAGAACACCAAGAAAUUCACUCCAGGGACUCUCUGAAGA